Molecule: messenger RNA, 2142 nt
Organism: Betta splendens (Siamese fighting fish)
Lineage: Eukaryota; Metazoa; Chordata; Actinopteri; Anabantiformes; Osphronemidae
Product: myoD family inhibitor-like
Exons: 4
Coding region: 423-998 (191 amino acids)
Source: RefSeq, a predicted model, not a curated record
UAUUUUUCAAAGUUCUGCUCAUUAUAAUUAUAAACUGUAGAAUUUAUGAAACUUUAGAUCCCACAGAAUUAAACCCACAUGAUGUGAUCAUUUAAUAUUUCUAUAUUGACAGCAUGACAGUGUCUGAGCUUCUGGCUUUCAGCUCACACCCUCGUGGGGCAUGUGUCUCCGUCGUGUUAAGUGAACACCAGCGGAGCAGAGCGGCCACACCGGGCCUGUGUCGUGUGUGUUGUUCCUCACUCGAUGGGAAGGGGAGUGUUACAGUACAACAGCGACUCACUCCUCGCUCGCAGGCGCCUGAGCGCUGACGGUGGAGGUCGUUGGGGUUUUUCCUGAGCCGGAGAAUGAGGACGAACCCCGCGAACAGACGGUCGUGAGAUCGUGAGCAGUCAUGAGAACCAAAGGCGUCACCUGUGGACAGGAUGGAGGAACGGAGCAGCCCGACUGAAGGUGUUUCUCCUGUGAAACCAGCUCAGGAAAUCCUCUCUGCACGUGACCCUGCUAGCGAAGGAAAUGCCGCUCCCACUGAGCUCAUCAGCAGUAAGUGGAAAAGCAGUAACCAACAAAGCGUGAGACAAAGCGGCCCCGACGAGCCCACCUGUCCAGGCCGCGGCCUCCGCCCAGGCCGGGGCUCCGUGCUGCCGGUGCACAGCGGCAGAACCAGCACCAGGAGCAGCCGGGAGGCGCCCCAUCAACCUGCCACGACCCAGAGCGACUCCUGCUUCCGGCUGCUGCUGGCCUGCCUGUGGUGCCAGUGCUCGGCGCUGCUCCUGGCUCUGCUGGAGGCCUGCUCCUCCUGCCUGCACGCGCUCUGCGCCUCCUGCUGCGCCGCCUGCGCCCGCUGCUGCGCCCGCUGCUGCGCCGCCGUCCGCGAGGCGCCCGUGGAGGAGCUCCACUGCCACGCCCACUGCCACGCCGUCCUGUUCCAGUCGUGCUGCGAGCCCACCGAGUGUCUGGAGUUCUGCCUGGAGUGCUGCCAGAUGUGCCACCGCAGCUAGAUGGCGGUGGGAGCGUUGGUGAUGCCGGAUCAGACCGCAGCCGCUUGACCUUGUGAAGGUCGAGGGCGUUCUGGAGUCAUUGGGUGAGACAGGCCCAUGUCCAGGGACAGAAACCAUCUGCAAUUUAGAGUCUGCAGUUAAACCAAUUGCACAUUUAUGGACUGUGAGAGGACACCAGCAGGACCUAAAGGACCAGAAAAGCACCAAGUAUGAGCUACUGGAACCACUGAGACUAGAAGCAGGGCCACUGGUCCAACUCAAACCUGCCUGAAGCUCAUCCAACGGUCUUUUGAGACAUCUCUACUUUAGACAGCCACGAAAAUCAGGAUUUCAUCCAUGGUGGAAUUUAUUAAUAGUCUGGGGUUGAAUAAGUAUCACAGAAAGACCUACUGCAGCUAGUAGCAGCAACAGCGCAUUGGAAAAAAGAAAAAAAACUGUGUUUGUACAUGAAGUUGCAUUUAAUGACUUUGACCUGGCGAGACCCUGAACGAGAGGGUUCUGCCUCUUUGUUCGGUUUUGUAUAGCGUCUCAUGUUAUAAGAUUGCUGGUUUGACUUCUACCUUUGCAGCUGAGAAACAGGGCGACACAAAACUUGUCAGCUCCCUCUUGAAUCCCCUUUUCAUAUUUGUCACAUAAAGUGCUUGGAACAUAAAAGGACGCUCAUCCUCUCCAGAUCUUGGGAGAUCGAAGGCGGCUCCUUUUUAAAGUCAUCCUGCGAGAUGACAGCGUGGAGGCAGAGUAAACAGCCAAAAAUAAAACAAAGCGCCGAUAAAGACAACGCUGUCAAUCUGUCCGCGGCGAGCCAAGAGGCUCAUUUAAAUCACGUUACAGCCAGUAAAUCGAAUUUAAGCAUCUCUUUUGCCCACAACACAUUUGGAUUCCGCUUGUGACAAGAAGCAGCGGCGACGUUUAAUUUAGAGCAUGGCGAGCGUUCGGCAACCGACAAACACUCAGGUUUGUUCCACUUGUCCCCCUCAAUUUGUUCUAGCCUUUACCCACCGCUGAUGUGAGCUCCCACUAACAACUGCUGUUAGUCAUGACGCUGUGGAUGUAUCACACAGUCAUACAGGUUUGUAUAGUGUAUGUGCCUUUGGAUAUUAUUUAAAAUAAAAGUUGUAAUAAAGCAUCACCGGUCCAUCUAGAA